Molecule: messenger RNA, 1721 nt
Organism: Hydra vulgaris (swiftwater hydra)
Lineage: Eukaryota; Metazoa; Cnidaria; Hydrozoa; Anthoathecata; Hydridae
Product: synaptotagmin-7
Biological process (GO): regulation of dopamine secretion; calcium-ion regulated exocytosis; regulation of calcium ion-dependent exocytosis
Cellular component (GO): exocytic vesicle; plasma membrane
Molecular function (GO): phosphatidylserine binding; clathrin binding; calcium ion binding
Source: RefSeq, a predicted model, not a curated record
UUACAAUCAAUUAGGAAAAUAUGUAGCUGAAGUAAAAGUAAAGUCUUUUAAUUUAUUAUCUUUCACUAAUUAAAUGUAACAUUUUUUUAUUGUUGGAGGAGAAGACAUCAAUGAGUUUUGCAAUCGGCUGAUUAAAAAUGAAAGCAGUAGAAGUUAUCUUGAUUCUGGCUGGAACAUUUUUAUGUGUUUUGUUUUUUGCCCUGUUUACUUUAUGCAGAUAUUUACGCAAUAAAAAAAGAGACAAGCCUAAUGAUGAUCAUAAAGUAAUUGUUAAAUAUCCAAAAAUUUCAAUUAUCGAAUUAGAUGCUCAAUUACCAAUAAAAGAAAUUUCCAAGUCUAGAAGUCUCUUUGAGAAUGAAUGGGUUCAUUCAUUUGGACAAAAAGGUUCUCCAAUUAUUGUGGUCUCUGAUGGAAAUCAUCCUAAAUUUUCUAAAUGGUUAGAUCAUGACGGCCCAUUGGUUGUCAGAGAAAGGUCUUCUUCUCAAAUAGAACUAAAACAGCGUAAGAUUAGUCUUGGGGCAAUGCAGCAAUUAGAAAAACAAGGUAAACGAGUACGCAACUCUGAUCUCCGUUCACAUUCAGAACAAAGCAAAGACGACAAAGAUAAUUCGCCUUGUGAAAAUGAUUCACUCGACAAUGAUGUAGAAUACAUUUCGACAGAUAGUUUACUCAGCGAUAGUGAUCAAUCAUGGUCAAAUUUUUCCGCCACUAGCGUUGAAUGUAACAAAAAACAUCUACAUGGUAUUAAAAAAAGAAUUGCUUCAAAUCGUAGGAACAACCAAACUCGUUUAUUAAAAAAAAAAAAAAUUGGAACAAUAGCAAUGAAAACUAAAUUUCUGAGUAGUACUAAUACUUUAGAAGUAUGGAUUUCUCAAGUAACGUAUUUUAAUAACAAAAAGCAAAACUGUUGCCAUAGUUUUUUUGUUCUUCUGAGUUUAAUGCCAGAAAAAAUGCAAACACAAACUUCAAAACGCGUAAAAGAUUGCAGUGAGUUCAACUUCAACGAACAAUUUUUUUUUUACAAUAUAAAUGUAACACAAUUAAAUAGUUAUAUGUUAGAAAUAAAGAUAAAAAAAUAUAACAAGAUAAAAAAAUUUCAAAACGAAGUUAUUGGAGAAGCACAAAUACCCAUAACCGAUCUUUGUUUUUCGAGUGAAGAAUCCAAUAUAUCUUUUGAUCUUUUUUGGCAUUUUAAGUCCAAGGCAUCUUUGGGAUCUAUAAACAUUUCUUUAUGUCAUCAAGCUACAAUAUCCAAGCUCAAUGUGAUUAUAAUUCAAGCAAAAAGUUUGCCAAAGUUUUCAAAUCCUUAUGUCACCGUUUCAUUAUUUCGAGAAGAAACACUCGAAAUGAAAAAUACAUCAAAGAAGUACAAUAUGCGCGAUCCUAUAUUUAAUGAAUCAAUAGAAUUUGAUAUUAGUACAGACGUCUCGAAUCCACUUUCAGUUUAUACAAUGGUUGUUACAGUUAAUGAUUUAAGUUUCCUGGGUAAAAAUCGUGUUAUUGGUCACGUGAUAUUUAGUUUGUUUUCACCACAAAAAACUGCUGUAACUCAUUGGCAAAUCGUGCAAAAUUCUCCCUAUCAACCUCAUUCAGAAUGGCACACUUUGAUAGAUCCAAAUGAAAUCUAAAAGUUAACUUUCCAAACAACUAAUUAAUUAAUUUUUAUUCUGUCAAUUUUUUAUUGUAGAUCUGGUUUUUCAGAUUUUAUUCUGAAUACUGCA